AUGGGCCUAACCACCCCCGCCAUCAUCGUGAUCGUCAUCGUCGCCUGUCUAGCCGCCGUCUCGUUAGGCGCCGCGCUCACCCGCCAACUGUACCCCGCCGAGUCCUACGAGCGCCGGUUCCAGCCCUCGCAUGCCCAGGAGAUGUAUAUGCGGUCGGUGCGGAUGAGGAAUCUGGGGAUUUUUCGUCGCGAGAGUCUUUUUUCCUCUGCAUCUGUGGGGAUGGGCAAGGAUUUGGAGAGUCGAUCGAAUGAUAAGGGAGUCCAAUUCGCCCCGCCAGUUCCGCCUUCUUGGCACCCAGAGAAAUCCUCUUGGCAACGCCCCCUGAUUGGCCCCCAGACGCACGUGUUUCGCGUCUGGGCGCUGACUGUGGGGAAUCGCCUCGUGGGGGGUUUGUCAGAUACGACGCAGGCCAUUUAUGACGGUGCCAAGCGGUUCGCCCAUGCCUGUGCCAAUGCCCGAUUCUCGGCGCCAAGGGGCACCAGAGUGACGAGUUUUCGCUGUGGUGGGGUUCCUGCUCUCCCUGGGGGUUUAUAA
Messenger RNA from Aspergillus fischeri NRRL 181, 534 nucleotides. RefSeq lists its product as uncharacterized. The record is from RefSeq and is a predicted model, not a curated record. NCBI's taxonomy places the organism in Eukaryota, Fungi, Ascomycota, Eurotiomycetes, Eurotiales, Aspergillaceae. The transcript is spliced from 2 exons. Bases 1 to 534 code for a protein of 177 amino acids.